Odocoileus virginianus texanus is the source of this 3153-nucleotide messenger RNA. Lineage: Eukaryota; Metazoa; Chordata; Mammalia; Artiodactyla; Cervidae. The record is from RefSeq and is a predicted model, not a curated record.
AGCUUCCCACUGGAUGUGGCCUCCGAGGGGGACACGCCGUCCACCUCCUCGAGGGAGGGGGCGGAGCCCCACCCCCCUGCCCGGGAGGCCCAGCGCAGGGUCCAGGUGAGCGUGCCCAUGGAGGGCUCAGCCCAAGGGGGAGUGAAGAGCAAGAGGGGAAGGCCUCCCCAGAAACCACCCAGGAAACACCCCGGGGCCCAGUCUCGGGCUGCUACGGGGCUCAGCACACCCGGCUCCGACCCAGAGCCCCGAGGACGCAUCCGUCUGAGGCAGCACGAGGACCUGGAGCCCAGCGCGGCAGAGCACACAGCUCUAACACCGGCCUUCAAAUUCAACCAGGCUCCACUUCCAAGACCUGUCCCUACAGAGGUGGUUGCUCCAGAUGCAGGACCCAGGGAUCCACUGAGGGGAGAUCAAGACUUGAGCCUUUCUCUCCCAAAGACACCGGGCCAGCUGGGUACUGGCCAGCACACUGGGCAGAUCGGAGCUCUGUGCCUGCAGGACCCCCAGCCCCAGGCACCGAUGUCGCACGCCCUCAGCCCGAACGUCCACCUCCACCUGCACCUGCACCUGCUCGGGCUUUGGCAGGAGAACCCGAGUCAGGGCAUGAGUUACCACCUCUGCAGGGAGAGCCUGCCCUGGCUCCUGCCCAAGACCCAGAUGUCCACGAUGACUGACCCACCGAUGCAGGGAGAGCAGGCUCCCACUCUGGACAGAGACUCAGAGCCCUUUACCUUUCCAUUUCUAGAAACACCCUGUCCAAGGGCAGGGUUGGCUCUGCAGCCUCUAUCCCUGUCUGCCCCCCAUCGAUGUCAUCAACUUGCUCCCAACACAGGGGAGAGUGAGUGCCCUUCCCCUAAGAGACUUUUCAUUUGGUUUGUCUGGAACUUUCUCUUUUUUUUUUUGGCUUUCUGUAUUUUUUUCCCGUUAAGUUUUUAAAUACAUUUUAUCAUAAUUGUUGCAAUUUGGGAACACUGAGGACUUUGAAAAUACUGUGUAACCAUCACCAAUUUGUAGUGUCAGAACCUUUCAAUCUUUCCACCCCAUCUCCCAAUAAAUUCUGUAUUCAGGUUCCUGUUCAUCCCUCCCCCUGUCUUGAAAAAACUUUAAUCCUGUUCUUUCUUCUUUUCUUCCUAUAUUCUGGGUGUCUCCAAUCAAUGACUAUCAGUGAAAUGAUAGAAGUAGAUUUUCUCUGACUCCCCUCAUGGUGUAAGACUACAUUUCAGAAUUCUUGUUUUUGUUUCAUUUGAAGUACCUUUGGGUAUCUGAAAGGAUGGUGUAGGUACUUUCAAGAUAUCAUUGGCCAAAUGAAGCCCUUUUGGCAAAUGUCAUAAUCUCCAGGCAGGCAUUUCUGUUGUAAGUGUGACAUCUCAACCAGAAGGCAAAUGCUGAGCUCUUCUUGUGGCACAAACUCACAAAAUAAGCCAAGAAAGAGAGCUGGAAAAAGAAACCACAAAAAUAACUGGUAAAGCAUCCCUCAUGAGAGAAGGCUAGAGAAUGACCCAACAUCCUUGUGGCCCCAAAACCCUCAAGGAAAUCAAUGUUCCAUAAAGAAUAGAACACACAGGAAGUCCAAGAAGAGGCCAUGACCAUGGCCAGUGUAGUUUAUAGAUGACCUGCCCACUCAGGAUAAGACACACACCAAUGUAAACCCUUUGCACACAGCAGUGAUGGUCAUCACCAUGGUAACUUUUUCCUCUGGUGACAACCUGCCCUGGGCACCACACGAGGGAGCAGACCUGGUUCUCGUCCUCUGGCCCCACACCACUCCCUCAUGAAGGCAGCUCAGGUGCCAUCGUGCCCUGCCUGCCUGUCUGACUCAUCCAUGAGCUCUCACCACCUCCAGGGCAGGCCUCCACCUUCUCCUCUCUGGGCACCAUGAACCUGCACACAGUGGGCCUUCAGAACCUUAGGAGACUCAAACCAUUGCCAUUAUAGCCAGAACCCUCCACAGGCUUUUUAAUGCACUUUGGCCCGAGCACUGGUUCCAGAACCCUGGAGGCUACAUCAGCCUCUACAGCGUGAAGAGUGAGGUCCUUUUUUACAGAGCUUCUGAGCUGUCAGAUCUGAGCUGUUUUUCAUUGUCAGCUCUGUCCGUCCGGUGGCAGCCAGGCGGGCCAAGCUGCAGACAAAGGAGCUCACAAGCUGAGUUUCAAGGGAGGGAUGGCAAGGACAGCGAGGGAUACAACGUGCUGCAAGCUGAGUGAGGGUCCCCACAAUUCUUGGAAAGGCCUGUGGUGUGCGAGUGGGGAAUAGGGCCCCCAAGGUCCAAAGAAACAGAGGUACUCAGAUGCAAAGGCUGUUGGCUUCUCCUGUAGCAGCUCCACAUGGCAGCCCGUGAACAGUAGUCAGCAAAUGUGGUCACAUGAGGGUGACUCUGUCACUUCCUCAGAAAUCGAGAGAAAGGUGUCAGUGUAAGUGGGAAUCUGGAGGGUGUGGUGGGGUGGAUGAAGAGAGGUGCCCUUCCUCUCCUCAGCGCAAACUGCUUUUGUGAGUCUCAAAGCUACUAGAUGGCAGUUAGCAAGUCAGGCCCCGGCAGUGUCGUGUGGGCUGGGUGCCUUAGCCCGGGUCACAGAGACAACCCACACCAGUGGCUUCCCUGAGUUCAAAUGGUAGAAUCUGAGGGUUCUGUCUGGGUCCACAUCUCCUUGCAGUAUCCAAGGUGCCCCUUCUUUGAGCACCAGUUUCAUCCUCUAGAAUGAGGACAUCAAUUGCUCUCUUAGCAGGAUGCUAUCUUAAUCCUGCGAAGACUAAUUUGGGUUAUCCUAGAAUUAAUAUCUGGUCCGAAGAGCUAUCACCUGAAUCCAGAUUAAAUUGGAGUCUCCCAGUGUGAUCCGGCCUUUCUUCCCUGAAGCCAGCCAAAACCCAGACAGUUGCAUUUGCAGGUCUCCACUUAGCCUGCUGGACAGAAAACCCAGCGAGGUUCAAACAAGCUGACAGACAAGCAGAAGAGGACUCUCGAGCAGACGGUUUCCUUCAGGUCUCAGGAGGAGCUCCGGGUCCACACCAGGAACGGGCGCUCUCAACACCUGGGCUCAGCAGCGCCCUCAUCCUCAAGACGGCGACUCUGUCCUGAUGGGAGCUGGAAGGCCACCAACCGCCCCAGGCCGACCUCACACCCCUCCCACUGCUGUAGACUGACAUCAUCCGGCC